AUGGGCAACUCGGGCAGUUCCCUGUCCGAGUUAAAUCUUUUUUCGAAGGGUGGCGUUUUCACGAGAGAGCAACUGGAUGAAUAUCAGGACUGCACGUUUUUCACUCGAAAAGACAUCAUCCGAUUGUACAAGCGCUUCUAUCAAUUGAAUCCACAAAAGGUACCAACGAAUAUGCAAGGAAAUCGGCCACAAAUUGUCACACUUUGCUUCGAAGAGGUGGAGAGGAUGCCCGAAUUGAGGGAAAAUCCAUUCCGACGUCGAAUCUGUGAAGUAUUCAGCGAGGACGGUCGGGGGAAUUUGACUUUUGACGAUUUUCUCGACAUGUUCUCCGUUUUCUCCGAGAUGGCUCCAUUGCAAUUGAAGUUGAAAUACGCUUUUCGGAUAUACGAUUUCGAUGCAGACGAAUACUUGGGACAUGACGAUUUGUCAAAGAUGAUUCGGUCAUUGACAAGGGAUGAGCUAAGCGAUGAAGAAGUCGAGUUCAUCAUUGAAAGAAUAAUCGAGGAAGCCGAUUUGGAUGGUGAUGAGCGAAUCUCGUACGCUGAAUUUGAGCACGUUGUUUCUCGAUCCCCAGAUUUCAUUCGCACUUUCCACAUUCGAAUU
Molecule: messenger RNA, 603 nt
Organism: Mesorhabditis belari
Lineage: Eukaryota; Metazoa; Nematoda; Chromadorea; Rhabditida; Rhabditidae
Source: the annotation of a GenBank genome assembly